Messenger RNA from Perkinsus marinus ATCC 50983, 552 nucleotides. RefSeq lists its product as hypothetical. NCBI's taxonomy places the organism in Eukaryota, Perkinsozoa, Perkinsida, Perkinsidae. The coding region runs from base 1 to 552 and encodes 183 amino acids. The record is from RefSeq and is a predicted model, not a curated record. The transcript is spliced from 4 exons.
AUGAGUGUUAGGGAAGCCUCGUUCAUAGGAAUUGCGAAGCAUGCUUUCCUUCGUAUCAACACCAGCCUGUGUCGCCCGCUGCGUAGCAUGUCCCCAUGUGAGGCCAGGUCGAUGCUGCGGCAGCAUGGUUUCUGGUUCAACUCGCAGAUUUUCCGAGGACGCCUCGGCCCGUUGCUCGCUCUGGCAAAGCGUAAAGAAGCUCUCCUCGAGAGAGAGAACGUGAACAUGUACCAUUACGAUUACUAUGCUGAUGGUCUCACUCGGCCGUCUGAUGUGAUCGAUGCCGAUGGUGUUGACUAUCGCGAGUAUUUCGACACCCUUAGAGCUCACGUUACGUUCCUGGUAAAGGAAAUGUUCCCAGAAUAUUCUGUUACCUACCAAGAAAGCCACGAUAAGGUGCGUUUCUUCAACGGGAGCUACCACACGCCUCUCCAUGCGGAUCAUACUCUCCAGCAUAGACUGGUUGGCUAUGAUACAGCAGACUGCACCUUGUUAACGGUCUGGGUGGCUUUAUCGAAGAUCAGGAAUGGUCAGUCUGUGCCCAAAUUGUGA